Messenger RNA from Lichtheimia ornata, 4185 nucleotides. RefSeq lists its product as uncharacterized. The record is from RefSeq and is a predicted model, not a curated record. Bases 1 to 4185 code for a protein of 1394 amino acids. The transcript has 21 exons. Gene Ontology annotation, molecular function: DNA-directed RNA polymerase activity; DNA binding. Lineage: Eukaryota; Fungi; Mucoromycota; Mucoromycetes; Mucorales; Lichtheimiaceae. Gene Ontology annotation, biological process: DNA-templated transcription.
AUGAAGGAGCAAGUUUAUGACAACACUCCAAAGAAAAUUCGCCACAUCCAGUUUGGCGUCAUGUCGCCUCAAAACAUGGUCAAGAUUGGUGAAUUGGAAGUGACUCAACGCGACUUGUACCAACCUGAGAGUCGUACGCCUGUCAAGGGUGGUGUGCUUGAUCUUCGGAUGGGUACCUCCAAUAAGCAAUCCACGUGUGAAACUUGUGGCAAAGGCAUGCAAGACUGUGCCGGUCAUUGGGGCUACAUGAAGCUUGUUUUACCCAUCUUCCAUAUCGGUUACUUUCGAGCUACUAUCAACAUUUUGCAAGACAUCUGCAAGACUUGUAGUCGUGUCAUGUUGGAAGAACCAGAACGACGAAUGUAUCUCAAACGUCUACGUGCUCCCGGCCUUGACAACAUGCAGCGGAUGAAGAUUGUGAAAGCCAUCAAUGAGAAAUGCAAAAAGGUGACCUACUGUCCCCAUUGCAAAGAAGUGAAUGGCGUUGUCAAGAAGAUUGGUCCCAUGAAGAUUACACACGACAAGUAUCGACUUAAGCGUGUUGCAGCCGAAGCUGAAGAAUUCCGAAAGACUUUCAGUACAGCAGCAGCUACGAUGCCCGAAUUGAAACCACACAUCUCCAAAGCACAAGAUGAUCUCAAUCCAUUGCGUGUGUUACGAUUAUUCCAAAAAGUUACGCCUGAGGAUUGCGAAUUACUUGGAUUAAGCGAGGAGCAUGGUCGACCAGAAUGGUACAUUUGGCAAUAUCUUCCUGUUCCACCAGCAUGUAUUCGACCAUCGGUUAUGCAAGACGACAAUACCAGCAAUGAAGAUGAUUUGACAGCCAAGCUUACCGAGAUUGUUUUUACGAACGCCAUUAUCCGAGCAGGCUUGGAAAAGGGUAUCACCGUGAUGAACCUUAUGGAGCAAUGGGAAUUCUUGCAACUUGCAGCAGCCAUGUAUAUCAACAGCGAAUUGCCUGGUGUACCCAAUGCCAAUCAAGGCAAACCAAGUCGUGGUUUGAGUCAGCGUUUGAAGGGUAAACAAGGUCGUUUCAGAGGCAAUUUAUCGGGCAAACGUGUGGAUUUCUCUGGAAGAACCGUCAUUUCACCUGAUCCCAAUAUGCGCAUUGACCAAGUCGCUGUUCCUGAACGUGUCGCCAAAAUUCUCACCUUCCCCGAACGUGUCAACAAACACAACAUCCACAAAUUGCGCCAAAACAUCAUCAAUGGCCCCGACGUACAUCCUGGCGCCAAUUAUGUUCAGUCUCAACAUGGUGGUUUCAAGAAAUACCUUCGAUUUGGUAAUCGUGAACGGAUUGCUAGCGAUCUCAAGAUCGGUGAUACGGUCGAACGCCAUUUAUCAGAUAACGAUGUCGUCUUGUUCAAUCGUCAACCAUCACUCCAUCGUUUAUCCAUCAUGGCCCAUUUUGCCAAAGUUAUGCCUUGGAGAACAUUCCGUUUCAACGAAUGUGUAUGCUCGCCUUACAACGCUGAUUUCGAUGGUGAUGAGAUGAAUAUGCAUUUGCCACAGACACAAGAAGCUAAAGCCGAAGCCAUUGAGCUUAUGGGUGUGAAAAACAACCUUGUCACGCCGCGUAACGGUGAACCGCUUAUUGCCGCCACACAAGAUUUCAUUACAGCAUCCUAUCUCUUAUCUCACAAAGACACUUUUUAUACCCGUGCAAUGUUCUGUCAAAUUGCAUCAUUCAUGUUCGACGCUGAAAUGCAUAUUGAACUUCCACCUCCAGUGAUUUGGAAGCCACAACGUCUUUGGACCGGCAAGCAAAUUUUCAACCUUCUUUUCAAGCCCAAUAAGGAUAGCAAGGUGUUACUAAACGUCGAGGCCAAGAACAAGUCAUUUGUCAAAGAGGAGGGCCGUGUACCAGAUCUUUGUCCAAACGAUGGAUGGUUGGUCGUUCAAAACAGCGAGAUCAUGUGUGGUUUGGUGGAUAAGGCUAUUGUCGGUGAUGGCAACAAGAACUCUGUAUUCUAUGUUAUCCUUCGUGAUUAUGGUGCUGUGGAAGCUGCAAAGUGUAUGAAUAGACUUGCAAAGCUCUGUGCACGUUGGCUAGCAAAUCAGGGCUUUUCCAUUGGUAUCAGCGAUGUUACACCGGGCAAGCGUCUACGUGAAAUCAAGGAUGAAGAAGUAGCCGAGGCAUACAAAAAGUGUGAUGAAGUCAUUGCCAAAUUCAAAGCUGGUCAACUGGAAACCAUGCCUGGUUGUAAUGAGGAACAAACGAUGGAGUCUAUUGUGUCUGGUAUCUUAUCCGGUGUUCGUGGUGAUCUUGGUAAAGUCUGUAUGAAGGAAUUGAAUAUGUACAACUCUCCAAGUAUCAUGGCUCGGUGCGGUUCUAAGGGUUCGCAAAUCAACGUAUCUCAAAUGGUUGCAUGUGUGGGUCAGCAAAUUAUCAGCGGUAGUCGUGUGGCCAAUGGUUUCCAAGAUCGUUCCCUGCCACACUUUUUGAAGCACUCUAGGAGCCCCCCUGCAAAGGGUUUCGUUCGCAAUAGUUUCUAUUCUGGUUUGACGCCCACUGAGUUUAUUUUCCACGCUAUGUCUGGUCGUGAAGGUUUGGUCGAUACGGCUGUCAAGACCGCUGAAACCGGUUACAUGCAACGUCGUUUGAUGAAGGCGUUUGAGGAUCUUACCACACACUACGAUUUGUCUGUUCGCAAUUCGGAAGGUGCUAUGGUACAAUUCUUGUAUGGCGCUGAUGGUUUGGAUCCUAUGACUAUUGAAGGUGAUGGUGUGCCGGUUGAGUUUGAGCGCAAUUUGCGACAUGUUAGGCUCACACACCCUGCUCGAUAUGAUGAACCAUGCUUACUUCCUUGGCAAAUCCUCCAAAUUGCUGAAACAGAGAUGGAUCGCCCUAUUUGGAAGACCAAUUGUACACCAGCCUUUAUUGAGAUGACACGCAAGUUUGUUACUGAAAAGAUUGCUCGCAAGCUUGCCAGCAUCCGCAAAACGCAUGGCAUGCUUCCUGGUUUGGCUGUGCCGGAUGAAGAUUUCAUGGAUAUUGAUAUUGAUGAAGAUGUUCCAGAUGCUACAAAGGCCGCAGUACGCAAUUUGUUUAUCAUCACCGAAAACCAGCUAUAUCGCUAUUUGGAAGUGUGUUUGUCUAAGUAUCUUAAAGCCAAGAUUGAACCAGGCACUGCUGUUGGUGCUAUUGGUGCGCAAUCUAUUGGUGAACCUGGUACUCAGAUGACGUUGAAGACUUUCCAUUUUGCUGGUGUUGCUAGUAUGAACGUCACUCUUGGUGUCCCUCGUAUCAAGGAAAUUAUCAACGCUGCCAAGGUUAUCUCUACGCCAAUUAUCAAGUGUGAGUUGCAUGCAAACAAGGACGUAAGAGCAGCUCGUGUGGUCAAGGGCCGUGUCGAGAAAACUACUCUUGGUGAUGUGGCUAUGUUUAUGGACGAGGUGUAUGAUGCAAACGAGACCUAUAUCUUGAUCAGGUUGGAUCUUGAUGCUAUCAACAAACUUCAGCUCGAGACCAAUAUUUAUGAUAUUGCAAAUGCCAUCCAAACUUUCCCCAAGCUGAAAUCAGGACAACUCGAUGUGCAAACCAGUCGCCCUGAUAUCAUUCGUGUAUAUAUCCAUAGCAAGCAAGAUGAAUCUGUAUACUAUAACCUUAAGGCCGUCAAGCGUGUAUUGCCAUCAGUUAUUAUCACCGGUCUUCCUUCUGUCGUUCGUGCUGUUAUCAGUGAAAAGCAAGGUGGAAAUGGUGCCAAGCAGCUGCUGGUUGAAGGUUAUGGUCUUCUUAAGGUUAUGACCACUGAUGGUAUCAUUGGUGAGCAAACUACAUCCAACCACGUCAUGGAGGUUGCAGACGUUUUAGGUAUCGAAGCUGCCAGAAACACUAUCAUCAACGAAAUUCAAAUGACCAUGGAGAGUCACGGUAUGACCAUUGAUCAUCGUCACGUCUUUUUACUGGGUGAUAUCAUGACAAGCAAGGGUGAGGUGCUUGGUAUCACUCGCUUUGGUAUCGCCAAGAUGAGAGAUAGUGUUCUCAGUGUUGCCUCGUUCGAGAAAACAGCAGACCAUCUUUUCGAAGCUGCGUUGUAUAGUAAAAAGGAUGCAAUUGUGGGUGUGUCCGAACAAAUCAUUAUGGGUAUCCCUAUUUCGAUUGGUACCGGUCUUUUCAAGUUACUACAAAAAUCAAAGGCACCAAAACUACCAACCCCAAGACCCCUUAUGCUCGAAGCAUGA